Molecule: messenger RNA, 2581 nt
Organism: Polyodon spathula (Mississippi paddlefish)
Lineage: Eukaryota; Metazoa; Chordata; Actinopteri; Acipenseriformes; Polyodontidae
Product: synaptotagmin-2-like
Exons: 9
Coding region: 492-1763 (423 amino acids)
Biological process (GO): calcium ion-regulated exocytosis of neurotransmitter; regulation of dopamine secretion; cellular response to calcium ion
Cellular component (GO): axon; dense core granule; synaptic vesicle membrane
Molecular function (GO): syntaxin binding; calcium-dependent phospholipid binding; phosphatidylserine binding
Source: RefSeq, a predicted model, not a curated record
ACUUAAAAAGAAGACGGAGCGAGAGGGGGAGGGCAGAUCUAGUGUGGAAGCGGGAUGCACCAUAAAAACAGCCCCUCCCAAUUAAAACCGAGGACUUUUAUUAUUGAGCAGGAGCUAAGCCAAUGAUCUUGAGCUUGCAGAAGUGGGGAAUACAACAGCAGAACAGCAGAGGGGCUAGUGGGAAAGAAAAACUGCAGUAUAUAUAUAUAUAUAUAUAUAUAUAUAUAUUUUUUUACUGAUCUAAUCAAUUUAACACCUCAGUUUCAGGGAACGAGCUUGUUGAGUGAGAGUGUGUUAAGGGUGAGAGCAUAACUACAGGAUUGACUGGCUUGUAGGGCAGAAUUAUUUUUCUUUAGCGCAGCAAAAAAAAAGUAUUUUGAAGCAUCCAGACGAUAUUCUUUUUCUUUCUUCAAGACUCAAAGUGUCCUGAAGAGACAGAAGAAGUUUCUCCCUUCUUUGAACAAGGGAAGCCCCCACUUGCUUAGUUCAGAAUGACUUUGGGCUGGUUCAAGAAGAAGCCUGAGCCCAUAGUGGCCCCCAAACCAAACAACACAGUGACCAUGCCUCCUCCGGUCAUGUCUACUGUGGCUGACAACUCGACUGAGGUGGAAGGACCUAAAGGUAACAAGAAAGACAUCUUCGAGGAUAUCAGGAACAAGUUCAUCAACGAGAUCGACAAGAUUCCUUUGCCACCCUGGGCUAUCAUCGCCAUUGCCGUGGUUGCUGGCCUUCUGCUCCUCACCUGCUGCUUCUGCAUCUGCAAGAAGUGCUGCUGCAAGAAGAAGAAGAACAAAAAAAAUAAGAAGGACAAAGGUGCCCUCAACAUGAAGAACAUGAAAGGCGGGGAUCAGAACAAACAGGACGAUGACGAUGACGAUGCAGAGACGGGACUGACUGAAGAGGACGAGAAGGAGGAGGAGAAAGAACCAGAGAAGCUGGGCAAGCUGCAGUUCUCACUCGAUUACGACUUUCAGGACAGCAAGCUGAACGUCGGGAUUAUCCAGGCAGCUGACCUCAUCUCCAUGGACACAGGUGGCACUUCUGAUCCCUACGUGAAGGUCUUCAUCCUGCCAGACAAGAAGAAGAAGUAUGACACCAAAGUCCACAAAAAGACGCUGAACCCCACCUUCAACGAGACCUUCACUUUCAAGGUCCCCUACGAUGAACUGGGAGGAAAGACCUUGGUGAUGGCGAUCUACGACUUCGACCGCUUCUCAAAGCAUGACAUCAUCGGGGAGGUGAAGGUCCCCAUGAACACUGUGGAUCUGGGAAAGCCCAUUGAGGAGUGGAGAGACCUGGAGAGUGCGGAGAAAGAGGAGCCGGAGAAGCUGGGAGAUAUCUGCAUCUCUCUGCGUUACGUCCCCACGGCAGGGAAGCUCACUGUCUGCAUCCUGGAAGCCAAGAACCUGAAGAAGAUGGAUGUGGGCGGGCUCUCAGAUCCCUAUGUGAAGAUCCACCUCCUGGCGAACGGUAAGAGGCUGAAGAAGAAGAAGACGACGGUGAAGAAGAACACGCUGAAUCCCUACUACAACGAGUCCUUCAGCUUCGAGAUCCCCCUCGAGCAAAUACAGAAAAUCCAAGUGGUGGUCACAGUGCUGGAUUAUGAUAAGAUUGGCAAGAACGAUGCCAUCGGCAAGAUCUUAAUAGGCAUUAAUUCCAGGCACUUUUCCGACAUGCUGGCAAACCCGCGUCGACCCAUCGCACAGUGGCACCCGCUCCAACCCGAGGAAGAGAUAGACGCAGAACUGGCAAAAAAGAAGUAAAAAAAGGAGUGACAGAACAAACAAACAAACUAAUAAACUAACAGACACUGCAUGAAAUUACUGGAUUACCAAUACUAGAAAACAUGAUAAACGUUACAAACCAUUACAUAAAGCGCAGCAACUAUUGUAACUCCAGCAACAACUACCACAACGUGAUUUCUAAUAAUCGAAAACAGAUCUGAUUUAAACUAUAAACAAAUCAUGUAAGCUGGACGAGAUGGAUCUAUCAGUUCACUUCUAUACGUUUAAAAUGCACACAAGUUUCAGUUUUAAAUUGUUACGAUUGUUUUAUUUAAGGUUCUGGGAAGAAUUGAUAAAAGGUUGCAAUGUACGGCAUGCAUUUUCUAGGUAUAUUGGUAAAAUGACAUCUCUAACAUCCUGCAAAUGCAUCCUGCAUCUGCUGGGGGAACGUAUGAUAGUUUAUACUGUGAAUUAGUAUCAAAGGUAAGCAAUGCGGUAACAUAAACCCACGAUGCGAGACGGUUUAGUUCUUUCUUGGUUGUUAGUGGUCUUUACCAUCGCGACCUUUUUGGGGGUCAAAAUGAAAAGCAAGAGUUCUGAAAACGAACCCUUUAAAGAAACGAAUUUGAAGAAAAAACAUUUCUAGACAACGGUGGUUCGAUGUUUGUAACAAAGAGAAAAAAAAAACGCUUACGUUACUGAUAGAAAAUUGAUACAUUAUAAUCUAACAACAUGCUGUGCGCUUGAUGUGUGUGACCAUGAAGAAAAGUAAGACGCUAUUUUCAUGCAGCGAUAUUUUAAAAUCCAGAAAUAUAAUAUAAAAUUAAGUAAAACAAAAAAGUCAUGUAUCUUUGUGU